GACUCGUGGAACGAGGAGGUUGCGGAGCCGGGAAGCUUCGCGUCGAAGCCGACGAACAAGCUCCCCCCCGCGCCUCGCCGCUUUGACAACGACAUCUCCAGCAGCAGCAGCAUCCCGCCGAUCACUGGUCUUGACACACCGCGCGGCAAAAAAGACGCCAAGGACUGGAAGAAUGACGACCAAGUGGCUUUCGGAGAGCCCAAUGACAGUGGAGUUCGCUCACCGUUUUUCUUCGGCGCGAAGCCUCCUCCGGCUGAGGAAGCGUCGGACUUCGGAGACCGUGACGCCCUUGUCUCUCGUGACCCGUACGCUCACUACUCGCGGGACUCCAGCCGUCCUGGGUCGGAUAAAAAUCUGCCGCCGCUCCGCCACGACGAAGACGACUAUUUCUUUGGAGUGCCCAGUGAACCUGUGGCUAAGCCCACGACCUGGGAAGAGAUCCGACGUCGCGCUGCCGAGCAGCGGAAGUGA
Messenger RNA from Phytophthora sojae, 471 nucleotides. RefSeq lists its product as hypothetical. The annotation marks the transcript as partial. The transcript has a single exon. The record is from RefSeq and is a predicted model, not a curated record. Lineage: Eukaryota; Oomycota; Peronosporomycetes; Peronosporales; Peronosporaceae.